Molecule: messenger RNA, 1296 nt
Organism: Caenorhabditis briggsae
Lineage: Eukaryota; Metazoa; Nematoda; Chromadorea; Rhabditida; Rhabditidae
Exons: 8
Coding region: 1-1296 (431 amino acids)
Source: RefSeq, a predicted model, not a curated record
AUGCUCGUCGUUGCUAAAAGAAUCUCGAAUUUUCUUCAAUUCCGUCCGAUUCUGAUCCUAUUCUUCUGGAGUCUAGCUAGUUUUACAUUUUUCCUGAUGUCCCUCACUUUCGAGUUGAUGCAAAUCCAAAUUGUUACAAAUAACAAUGAAACCACGGAAAAGGCUAUUGUGGAACAGAAACCUUCCGGAAAUUAUCAGAAUCCUCAAAUUCUUAUCCCAUUUCUUCUGAUACCACUUACAUGUCUAACAGUGUUCUCCAGAAGUAUUCCAGUCAUCAUUUCAACAGCAAUCUCAACUUUCCUCUCGAUUUGCAUUUUAUCCUUUUUGUCUAGAUUGAAUCACUAUUUCGAUCCGGAUCCUGCAUAUAUUGUAGUGAUCCUUCAUGUCACUACAGCCAAUUCUAUUUUUUUGAGAAGAUGUUGGGAUAAGUACCGAAGAGGUCCCUGUUCUUCUACCAUUGUCCGCCUCCUACUGGCCACUGUCGACAAAUCACUUCCGAUGCUUCUGACGACAACUACGUGUGCAACUAUAAUUCCCUUAGUUUCCAUCAUAGUCUCUCCUGCUAAAACCAUAAUUCCCUCCGUCACAAUUUGUCUUUUGAACGUUCUUCAAAACGUUUGCACGAUGACAGUCAUUUUAGCAGUUCUUCUCAUCCGAAAUACGUACAACUGGUGUAUUCCAACGGUCCGGCUAAGCUUUCUACGCGGGAUUCAAGCGUUUUUCGAGGAGAAACUUGUUUAUUUGGCUCAUCUGAUGUGCCAAAUUGGACAGAGAAUGUUAUCCUCCCACGCCAAGAUUCCAUUCGUUUUCACCUAUCUUAUUGUCAUCAUUGGAUUCGUAACUAUGAACAUAAUCCGAUUUCUGAACUUUAUGAAUGCCUCAAUUGACAAAGGAACAGUUGAAUGCUCGUUUUUCCGUUGUUACGAAUCAGUCACUCUUACUCUUUCCCUCUUCAUUGUACCGCCCGUUUUCUUCUGUACUGUAAACAAAAUCCAAGUGAACACAAUGAUUGCGUUGAUUGGUUUCUCAUUCACUUUGGUUGUUUUUGAACUUCUCAGAGAAUUUGCAUUCGAAAGCGUCCGAGUCGAGCCCAUUCAACACGUUGUCUUCAGUAUCAUUCCUGCUGAUGGAGCCCUCCGCUUUUGCAACAUGUACAGUAUGUCACGAAAGAAGAAUCAUAAUGCAAAAGUUCUGGAUACGGUGGACACGCUCUUCUCUCAAAUCACAAUCUCUUCUAUCUGCUCCUGCUCUGCUCUUCUUUAUAUCUUUUAUCACUUUUCAACAACUCCAAUUUGA